GCUGGGGGCGCUUCCCGAGCCUUCCCUGAGUCUUCUUUCAUCCCUCCCUCGGUCUUUCCGCCACCGCCCCUUACCCUCCCUAAGCCUCCUUUCAGCCUCCCUUAACCUCCCCUCCGCCUUCCCGCCGCUUUCCCUCAGCCCUCUCUGAGGCUCCCUUCAGCCUUCCCGCCAUUUUCCGCCUCGCUCCCCUCCCCUUCCCUCGAGCCGCCGCUGCGGCAGAGCAGAGCACUGGGGUGAGUAUGGAGCUGUGCUGCGGGCUCGGAACUCGCUCCCGGCGGGACGGGAUCAGCCGCCACCGCUCCCCGCUCCCUUCCGACCUCUCGUUCCGGCCAGAAUCCCUGUGUGGCUGGAGGCAGCGGCUGCCCCGGGGGGCGGGACGUGGCCCUUGAGGGCCCCGCUUGUGCGGCCCGGGCGGGGACGGGUACCGCGGGUGCUCCCUCAGGGCUCCGGAGUUGUUUUUUGUGGUGUUUGAUGGCAGUGGCAGUGCCGUGGUGGCCCGGCGUGCCCAGGCACAGGACUGUGUGGGCGCCCAUUAUUUCACGGAAUCACAGAAUCAGUAAGGUUGGAUGGGACCUUUGGAGACCGUCCGGUCCAACCCCCCUGCAGGAUCACCUGGAGCAGGUUAUCCCGGAGCGCGUCCACGUUGUUUUGGAAUGUCUCGAGAGAGGGAAAUUUCACGACCUCUCCGGGCAGCCUGUUCCAGUCCCCUGCCACCCUCAACUGAGAGGAAUGACGGACGUAAAGUUCUUCCUCGUGUUAAGGUCAAACUUCUUGUUUUUUAAGCUUAUUGCCGUUACUUCUUGUCAGUGGGCACCACUGAAAAGAAUGCGGCAGCCGCUUCUUGGGACCCAUAUUUAUAUAUUUUGAGGACAUCCCUUUUAAGCAUGGAGGGCAGAGGACUCUUGGAGCGCUGCCAUGUGACACGAUACUCGCGCAACAUUCUGUGUCAUCUGCAGUCUCUGAGCUAAAUCAGACAGACACAUGGGGUACUUAAGAGAAAUGGCUUUACUUGUUCAGUGCUCCAGGCUGACUGGCAGAACGGGGUUCUCUGGUGAAAUGCAUGUUUUAGAAACAAAGUAUUAAGUAAUACCAAACUAAAAAAAGUCCGUAUUAUCAGAGUAUUGCAGACAAGGCCUCCUGACUAUUGAUUAGUUAUCCUAUAUCCUUCGCUGUCUGUUACACGUGCUUUAGGAUCCCAAAGCUGAUUAUUUGUCCGCUAGGAAACAAAAAAGCAUCAAACUGCCUCCUCUAAGUUGUGACCAUUUUCACAGGAGUAUUUUUACACUGAUCUUAAUUUUAAUUUUUUCGAUCAAAUAUGUUAAAGUAUUUAUUGUUCCAUUUUCAGAGGAAACUUUUAAACAGAGGUUUAGAAGACAAGAUUCUGCUUGCUGUUGAGACUCUUUUUAUUAAAAUACUGAAUAUUCAUUAUAAAUGGCAAAAAAAACAAAGCUGGAAUAAUACCCCAGAUCUUUUCCAUGUAUUCGGAUUUUUUUCUGCUUACAAAAAUAUUUCAUCAUGAGCUGUGGAAAGGAUUUUGUGGAAACUCUUAAAAAAAUUGGAUAUCCAAAGGCUGAUGAGCUUAAUGGAGAAGAUUUUGACUGGAUGUUUGAGUCUUCAGAAGACAAAUCAUUUUUGGAGUGGUUUUGUGGAAACAUAAAUGAGCAGCAUGUGGUAUCUGAAGAAGAACAGCGAGAUUAUCAGAAUCUUCUACAGUGUGGUCAGCCUGUUUUGGAAGGAAGUGCACUGGAUGAAGUCCUUAAAACCUUGGAGCCCAUGGGUUCAAUGAACAGUAGCCAAGAGGAGGACAGGGAAGAAGUGAAGAAAUUAGAGGAUGAGCUUCAAACUCUUCAGAAGCUAAAAAACCUUCAAAUUCAUCGGCAUAAUAAGCUUCAACUGUUGGUUACUACAAACAGCCACGUGUUGCAAACGUUCCAAAGCAAAGAGGAAGAAGCACGUAAGAAUUGGAAAGAAGGUCUGGAAAUAUUUACUGCAGCAAGUAAUAAGCUUGACCAUGAACUGCAGUCUCUUACAGCUGCAGUGAAGAAAUUUGCUUCUUUCUUCACUGCUUCAGAUUCAGAACAAGGGUCGGAUACACAUCCAGUGUUUUUUUCCCAACUUUCUUUGGAUAAAUAUUUGUCUGUGGAAGAACAAAGUACUGCAGCAGUUGCAUCACACAUAAAAAAGCAUUUUUAUAAAGGUAUGUCUGAAUGUGCUGAAAAUUCACGUGAAGGCAGCUUUCAGCUUGAAGAUUUAAUCAAGCAAGUCCCUUUAGAUGAGGCUGAUGAAGUUUGUAAAGAGAGACAAGAGAUAGCCAGACUCCAGGCAGCGUAUAUUUGUGGUCAGAACCAGCUAAUUCAGCUGCGAGCUGAAGAGGAGGGCAUGAAUUCAGCUAUCCAGUGUGCGGAGAGCCUGCUGCAAUCCUCGGACAAGGAUAUUGGACAACAGGAAAACAUUGAUGCUAAAAUAUCUAGUUUAAGUGCUGAAAUUUCAGCAAUUAAACAAGAUAUAGCUCAGAUAAAUAAUGAAGAGUUGCUUCCCCUUCUUAAGAAGAAUGCACAACUUUUGACUGCACCAGUGGUGAAAGAAUAUUUAGAUCACCAAAUUGCUCAGCAGGACUAUUAUGCUGCAAUUCAAGAAAAAAUAGGCAGGCAUUUGAUAAGACAGAAAACCUCAUUUGAACUUAUUCAGCUGGCCUGUGAAAUGGAGAUGAAGAAACACCAGGAGAUCAGCUGCCAACUUGAGAAUUUGGUAGAAUCUCUGAAACAAAGCACUGAUGAGUUGCAGCAGAGACUACAGGUGAUAGCUGAACGAACGGAACGGGCAAAGCCAAGGAGCACUAUUACUUCAGAGGAUGGUUUCUCUUGCAGGCUGUAUCAACUCCUGGAAGGAGGAAGUAAAAAACAACAGUUGUUUAAAACAUACAAAAGCCUGGAGCAGAUGGCUCAGAAGUUAAAGCAGGACUGUGCUACAGUACAAGAUCAGCUGGCAGCAUCUGCUCGCGAGCAGUCUGUCCUUUUGUCCAGCCUAGAAAGGGAUGUGGAUGCCCUUCAUGGUGCUCUCUAUUGUGGAACAAAUCAGAUACAGCUCCGGAGUCCGGAACUUACUGAGCAGUUUCACCAGCUGAAAGUGGAUUUAGGUGAACUAAAUCAUCUCCUUAAGGAUCUGGUUGCUGAUCUGAAGUCAAAGAGAAGCUUUUUAGAGUCCAAUAGGCUGCAUCAGAUGGAAAGGGACUUGUAUGUGUAUUUUUUCAAAGAUGAAGAGCACUUGAAAGAGAUGGUGGAGAAGCUUGAGCAGCAGUCUCGGGCUAAAGCCAGUGGUCUGGAAGACAAGAAUUUCACAACCAGUGGAGUUCUUAAUGGCUAAACAGCAGUGUACUCUUAAGAAAGGAAAUGUUAAUGUAAACUGUGUAUGACUUUAUGGAGUAAUAAGCAUUAGCUUGACAAGGCUGACACUUACCUGUCACUGCAGUGAAUCCUAACUGCCACUGUUACCAGCUGGGAUUGCGUGCUGCUUUAUGGCUUCUGCCUGCUGAAUUCAGUCUCAGUUUUAUCAGAACUCUUGGAUAUGAAGUAAUUGUUGGUUAUUUGAAAGAAGUAUGUUUAGGCUGCUCUUCUGCUGACCUGUGUGUUUACUUCUGCUGCACACAGCAUAGCAUCAAUAGGAAUGUGUCAUACCCUUGAGUUAAGUCUUACUGCAUGCUAAGAACUUUUGAUUGAACUGCAAAAUAAAUGUGGAGAAGGCAUUCCAGAUUUUGGAACAAGACUGCAAUGUGCUAAUAGUGAAGAGGAGAGUUCUCAAUGGCAGCAGAUAUUACAUGAUUGUUUCUCUUACAGUUCUUCUAGGAAGACUUGGUUUUGUUAGAAAUGUGUUGUAAUAUGUACCAGAAUGUUUUAACUACCAAGACCAUCUGUUUUAAGACCAUUCUAAUAUCUCUUAACUUAUAAUCUACCUUCUUCAUUGAAACCAGUCCAUACUUACACUGGGCUUGUCAAUGAAUGAGAAUUUUAAAUUUCUUUUUUGUACUUCUGAGUCUGCCUUAUAAUUUAUAAUGAUAGGCAUUUCAACUCAGAGCACUGAUGCUUUCGUGCUUGUGCUUUCAUGUGCACUGUUAGCCUGUUUAUCAAAUUUUUAUAUAGCUUCCUAAUAUACCAAUGGAACUAAAUAGGCUUUUAUAGUAUGAUAACUUCCAGUCUUUUAUAUUUUGAUGGGAUCAGCUGUGCUUGCUUUCAAGCACUGUACAUAUUGAUGAAGGUUAAUAUAUUAGUUGAAAUUCAGUAACAGUAGUCUUUAAACUAUUUUGAUGGCAGACUUUUAACUUCUAUGUACUUAUAACUUAUUUUUUUUUAGCUUACUGGUCGGGUGUCUUUAUGUCUGGAUUUAAUGCUGCUUUACUCUUUGUGUUUAUUAUUAAA
Pseudopodoces humilis (Tibetan ground-tit) is the source of this 4412-nucleotide messenger RNA. The record is from RefSeq and is a predicted model, not a curated record. NCBI's taxonomy places the organism in Eukaryota, Metazoa, Chordata, Aves, Passeriformes, Paridae.